GGAGUCGGUGACGUCAUCACCGUAAUGCCAAGAAUGCGGCGCAGUUUAAUUUAUAGCGCCAUCUUGUUUCCGUCACACGUAAAUAUAUACACUCAGUAUCCAGCUACAUUGGCUUCAUUGGUACAGCCCAAGGAAAUUAAAUAAUAUAGCUUUGGAAAAAAACAUACCGGAAUGACAAUUGCAAAGAAUUAACAGCGUUUGUAUCAAUUUUUGCUAUAAACAUUGUGCCGUUCAUUCUGGUCUGCGCCUCUUGGCCACGCGGUGGCACUACAACACAAAUAUACAAAUAUAACGUGGAGAAUCCUAUCUUUCUCGAUCUAUCGACCUAUUUAUUGAUCUAUUCUGGGUAUGGUGUAUCCAAUAUUUGGGCUGUGCUAGGUUUUGUCUCAGUGAAAUUUAUACCAUUAAAACUGAAAAAAAUUGAGUUAAAAUUUAAGCAACAGAGCACAAUUUAAAAUUGCGAUUAAUUUGACCCAACUGACAACCCAGCAAGUUCUUGGGUUGGUCCAUUUUUCAACCAAAAUUGGGUUGUUUUUCUCUCGGCAGUGUUUUUAUUGUACAAUUCGGUAUAUUAUUAUUUACACAUGACUACAACAUUCAAUUAAAUAUUCUUAACAAAAACAAUAAAGAAUCAUUCAGAUUUCACACAUGAAAAUAAAUCAACAAGCCUAUGAUGCACCUCCUCAUCAGUGCUUGGAUUUCCGAAUAGAUGUCUCUUUGGCGCCGCCCUGAGGAGUUUUUGAAUAAUGACACGGCGUGGAAAUCCACGAGUGUUUCGCGGGUGCGCUCAUUCCAUCUCCGUCUCCGACACUGUCACCGUCAUCCUUGCGACUCUGGCAGUGUCCUUACAAUCACUCCAUCUCACUCUCCAUCAAAGGCACUAUGGGAGGAAGAUUCUCGCUUUUCACGAAUGGAAUUGUGGAAAAAUCACGUGAAAGUGCAUCAAGCCUUUGUUCAGAUAUCUUUUUAAAUAUUAACAAGUUAUCAUGUCAUAUCUGACAGGAGGGAGAGAAAGAUUUACUGCCUCUACCAGAGGAACGCUUUUGGACGUUAAAGUGCAGCAUCACUGCGAGUCCUCCCGAGUUUGCGCAAGUAUUAAAGGCAACGAUUGCGUCUCCCGUCCUAACGAGCGCCCCACUCCAGAGGGUGCGGGGCUCAGGAGCGACUUGCAUUGGAACAUGUAUCACCCGAGAGAAGAGGCGCUCCCGUCUUAUAGGACUCUCCCUGGUUCCGUGGGAGAACGCAUCAUGUCCUUGAGCCAAACCCUGCGCAGAAAUCCUGGACUUGGGAGACCUGAGAAGAAAGAUGCGUGCUGUGAAAGAUGUUCAGCCACCCUCGUUGCUCUCAAGAAACAAGCUCUCAGCCUGUCGGUGCACCAUCACUUCUCUUGUAAGGACAAGAGUGACCUGUGUGCAUUUCUCCAAGACAACCUACGUGUCCACAGCAGGUCCAGCACAGAGUCCAGGGACAGAGGCAGGGAGCUGGGUGAAUGCACCACAUGUGGCACCAAGCUCAACCAGCUCAAACAUGAGGCGGUGCACUUGGCUCUGAACAGAGGUCACCAGUUACCCAGCACCAGGAAUGCUACGCUGCUGGGGCAGAGUAACACAAAACUCGGGGACAGAUCUGCCUCACAACCUCAUAGCCUGAAUCACUGCCCUCAAAGCCCCAGGACACCCCGUAGUCCCAGAACGCCUCAGAGAACCCCGCAGACCCUCAGGAGGAGGCUAGGCAAGCCCCCCAACCAGGAUAUGGACCGCUGGGUUGAGGACCAGCACCGAGUGUCUCCUGACGGUGUCACUUUUUAUCCUCACAAUCAGGCUUCAGACAAUGCCGUGUUAAGAUGUACUGAUAUUGUACACGCCAGCAGCUCCAAGAUUCCUCACCUCUCCAGGGUGGUAAACAUUGCCAACACUGCUGCCAUGUCCUUUUUUGCCAGGGCAGCAGAAAAGCUCAACCUGACGUCAAGGAGAAAAGGCCAGGCUUCCGACGCAGCUCCUGAUCAUCUCUCCAACAGCUUCAGGGAUGUCAUCCAGAAAAACCCUCCUCCUGUCCCCUCCUGCCUGCUCCAAGCUGCUAUCAGAACCAAAGACUCGCCAAAUGUUGGCAAGCUCAAAGUUGUGUUGCGAAUGAACCCAACAAUGAACGACGGCCAAUCUCCAGUUCUCCACAUCGACCCCAUCAAGAAAAGAGCCAUUUUAUUAGAACCUGCAUGCCAAAGUCCACCGCGCGCUAAGAGGACCUCCAGCAGGGACGGCAAAGAUCUUCUGAAGGCUUUCCAUUAUGACGCUGUCUAUCCUCAAGACUCCAGUCAGACUGAGGUGUGUGCUGGCGUCUUGGCUGAUGUCAUCCGCUGCGUGAUGAGUGGCAGCGACGGAUGUGUGCUAGGUUUGGGGUGCGCUGAUGUGGGCUCCUGGUCCAGCAUGGUGGGGAACACUGAGAGCAUCCACAAGCUCGGGCUGAUUCCAUGCGCCAUCUCCUGGCUGUACAGUGCCAUCGAGAAGCGGCGGGAGAAGACGUGGACAGAUCUUACUGUGUCUGUAUCUGCUGUGGAACUCUGCAGUGGAGAGGAGGAUACACUGAGAGAUCUACUGGGGGAGGUUGUCCCUUCUUUAGGCAACAUACAGGACAGGCCGAGAGCUCACAUUCGGCUCCAAGAGGACCCCAUUCAUGGGAUACAGCUCCGGAACCACAAUCGGGUCAAAGCUCCAACUGCUGAGCGGGCUGCCUCCCUCCUGGAUGUUGCCAUUGCAGCACGCCGGCAUAAUGACUUCACCACGUUCUUGUCCCACAGCUCCAUCAUGUUUUUUACUCUGCACGUCCAGCCCCCUCGCACACAAGAAAGCAGCACCAUUGGGAAAGGUUCACGCAGCUCAACCAAGUUGACCAUGAUUGAUGUCUGUAGUGGGAUGAGGGGCGGGGUUGGAUAUGUCCGAAAUAAACCUCCGCAUUCCGACCUGGGCCCUGUUGUUUUGUCGCUACUAAGUGGCCAUAAAACCAUCCCCAAAAAAGGAAGUAAGUUAACCAUGCUUCUUCGGGAGUCCUUGAGUCAUGCUAACUGCCACACCACAGUCAUUGCUCAGGUUGCUAAUUCAUUGGCGCAGCUACAUGAAACCACCUCCAUCAUCCAGCUGGCUUCUCGCAUCCGCAGGACACAGAAGAGGACAAAGCAAUCCAAUUCAUGCUCACCUAGCGGCAGGAGUUUGACAAGACAAAAGCGAGGCCCUCCAUCUUUUUCCCUGCGAGCUUUCCACUCCACCGACGAGGUCGAUGUUGACGUGCAACAUUUUCGUCUCCGCGGAGAGCUCGAUGAACGUUCCAGUAGUGACCAAUCCUGUGAUACAGUCAUCCAAAUAGACUCUGAUGGAUUGAUUCAGCCUAGAGUUACCCCAAGGUUAGCAAAACCCGAGUUUGUGCCCAUCAUACCUUCCUUACAUCCAAACAAGGCCGAUAUGGAAGAUCCGGAGUUUACCGCUUUGCUGCAAGAGCUGCUGAAAAUUCCGAAACUUCACGCAGAGAGCAAGAAAGAUGACACUCAAGGGCAGACUGAAAUUCUGAAAGCAGAAAUGAAGAAGCCGGAGAGGGACUGUCUUAAAUGCGACACGUUCGCCGAGCUUCAGGAGCGCUUGGGCUGCAUCGACGGAGAGGAAACGAUGGAUUUGCUCAGGUCCUCGUCAAAAGUCCUUCCUGUUAACAACAUCACACCAAAACCACAAUCCCAGAAAGAGAAAGAAACCCCACAAAUGUUGAAACAGGGGCAAGGUUCCAGUCAGACGUUGGGUCGGGAAAAACAAACUGAUGCUGCCUUCAACGGGGAUAAUUUCCAGAGAGAGGACUCUGGUCUUUACGAUUGCGAGGAGUGCAGCGCAACCAGUUCCGGCGAGGAGCCGCAGAAUCAAACUCUCAAUCGAAACAUAACUUGUCGCUAUCAGUUACCAAAAACCGGAGCUACUCAGCCUGCUGAAACACAAGCGUCUCAAUUUGUAGAUACCAAACCUCAACCUACUAACAAUUCCCUUCAACCUACACAGAGACGAGAAAGUCACGGAGCAGCUGACUGGUUCAAAUCCGACAAAAGAACUUCACCAGUUGGAAAGAGUCUACCCGCAUCUCCUCCUUCUCCUCCCUGCACCUCUUCAAAACCUUUACCGAGCAGUUCUCAACUUAAGGACAUCCCGUCGGACGAGCCCAAAAAGGACGCUAAGGAAAUGACGGCAACUAUCACCGUAACCGUUCAACAACCGCUGGAUUUAAAAGGUCAAGAUGAACUUGUCUUCUCUAUGGUGGAGGAGGUGACCAUUAGCGGCACACUGGACAGCGGUAGGACGGGAGGGAACAUCAUUUGUAUUAAAGAUGCUGCCCAGUCAACAUCACGCAUUCAAGGUUCUGCAGGCUCCCAUCCGAUCCAGAUUAUAAGGAACGUAACAGAAGAUUCUGCAGGAGCAAGUCAGACGAAUCUCACAUUUGUUCAUCCGGGAGGUCCGGCGACUGAUUUUGAAAAAUUACGGUAUCCUUCAAGAGAAAGAUCUCUACCUUCAUUUAUAAACCCCAUGCUGAUAAAUGCUGAUUCAGAUGAUGUAAAAGAAACACAAAGAACUGAAUCUACAAUAAAAUGCCCAGAAUCUGCUUCAGAGAUCCACCUAAUAAAUCCAAACAAGAUAAGUAACCCAAGUCAGAUCCAAUCUCACACAACGAUCUUGGAAAACGCAUCUUCUCAUAACAACAUAGAGGAAAACAAAAUUUGUGGCGACAGGAUCAAAAAUACAGACAAAAGCUACCAUGGAGACUGGGAGCAUGUUUACUCCACGAAUCCUCCAAAGACCUUCUCGGGGGAUGAACCAGCUCGCAGACGUUUUGGGAAUACUCGGCUAAUUGGUGUUUCCUUAGGUUGCUUAGAAACGCGUGGCGAGUCCUUCAAUACGGGUAGUCUGCCUCGAAGCUGGCUAAAUGCCAACCACCAGCAAAGCCACCAUCAUAUGGCAGACGCUUGUAGAGACCCAAGGGGGUUGACAUCAUCCACUCCGUGUAGCCCGGGGGUGACCCUAGAGAGGAGGCGUGGCAAACAGUCUUCCCCGGUGAACCUCCACAAAGCCUCCUCGCUGAAAUAUGAAACAGACUACAAGCAAGAGGCGAGGAGACCUCUCAGAAAGGGAUCAUUAUUUGAGACCUCAAAGGUAGGUAUGAAACAUGAUCAUGUGUCUGGGAGGAUGAUGUCACCCUUGGAGGAGAGUGGCAGACUUUUUAGUGCCAAACUGGAUCAGUUGGCGGGUAAAUCCCAGGGGAAGAGCACAUGUGACUUUGAAAGGGGAAAGGCGAUCUCCAAGAAAGGUUCUGACGGGUCCGGCAAAGGUGCUCACAAAGGAAAGAACAUUGCUGGUUCUACCAUACCAAGAGCAAGCAGAAGCUCCAGAAAGACUCGGCAAACUAGUCAGAGUAAUAAUACUUCUGAAACUGCAAACCAAUCCAAGCCAACACAUUCAAAGCUGUCUGCCGUCGGGAAACUGAAAAUGGUUUGUCCCAAAGUCCGACGCCUGUCCGCCCCCAGCAUCAAGAACCUCAGUCUGCCUAGUAAAGGCCCGCAGCAUUCCAUUAACCGGAGCGCUAGUCUUUCCCCGGACAGCAAAACCUUUGAGAGGACUUCGUCAUUUCGCUCCUCUUCUCCUUCACCCGCCAUCAGCCGGACGCCCAGUCAAAGCUCCACAUGCUCAUCCACAAAAUCUGCCAUCCAGGGCCUCACCAACGGACGCAUUUCGGACUUCUUCAAGGAACGACCCGCCAGUCCCGCUUCAUCGGGAUUGGACCCGAUGGGGUCAUUUCCUUCUCCUUACAACCAAGUCACCUCUCCUCGGACACCUCCUCACAUGAGUGGACAUGCGAGCGACACCACAAGUGUGCUCAGUGGCGAUUUGCCGCCAGCUAUGAGGAAAACGUCGCUGUAUUUUUCAAACAGGAACAGUGCCAUGAGCAGUGGGUAUGAUAGUUUGGUGAGGGACAGUGAAGCCACAGCCAGCAGCAUAUCUAACAGAGAUUCUGUGAGCGACAGGAGCGGGUCCCUCCUCGGAGAGACUCACAGUAGCACAUCAUCUCGGCGGAGAGGUAACACAGGCACUCACUUUCAUCAUCUUUCAAAUGACGCAACCCCUGCCGCAAGACAAUCAUUUAAUAGCCAGCAAUCUCGCUGGGCGGAUCAUGUAAUCCCUGAAAACUACAAAGUAUACGAGAUUGACAAAGUGCAACGGAUGCAGAAAAGAGGGACUCACAUGCUCCAGCGGCAAGCGGCCGUGUUCGGAGCUCAUACAGUAGAUGAUCAUAGACGUCGGAGCCCAGUCCCACAAAUUGAUCAGAGGUCUGGAACAGGUCGGGCAGAUUCUCGCGUUGGAGUACACCAUACAGAACCAAGACUCCGACCUUUGCCAGGGUUUCAAGGUGGACUCCGGGGAGCCCCUGGAGGACCUUGAAGAGAUGGCACGAUGGUUGGUGAAGAGGGAGAAGAUGGCGGCCUCUUUGGAUGGCAGCUCACAUGAUAGGAACUGGAAAUUACAUGUAUGAUAACUACUUUUUUUUUUGUAGAUUAUCACUUAUUGAUUAAACACAUGUCACCUUAAGAUUUGUUUUUGUUUUGUCAGAAAUUGUAAUAUUGUAUAUGCCUGUAAAUGGAAGCAAAAAAUAAGGGACUUCUAUGCUCUUACAAUGGAGGAACUUUCUUUUUUUUAAGAAACUUUUUCAGCAGUUCUUUACAUUUUAUUUCUUGGGCUGAAAUACUGUAUAUAUGAUGUAUAUAUGGUUUAUCAUGAACUGUAUAUUUUAAAGUUGUUGGUGUAGUUGGUCAUUUCUUGUUCUAAUUUCAGCGUAUUUGUGAAUUUGCAUUUUUAUUUUAUUUUAUUUUAUUCCAAUAUCACUUUUGCUUUUCUUCACCACUGAACAUUGUUGUUUUUUCUGCCUGUCCACCAAUUUGUGUCCUAGUCUGAUGAAAAAAAUGUGUUAGCUUUUUAAAACGUUUUUAUUUCGUCAAUAUUACGUUCGCGCUUUUCUGUGACUCUUUCUAAAAUUCCCAAUAACUUGUUUUGUAUAUACAUUUUGGAGUUGAACAACAUUGAAAUAAAAUUG
Molecule: messenger RNA, 7107 nt
Organism: Syngnathus typhle (broad-nosed pipefish)
Lineage: Eukaryota; Metazoa; Chordata; Actinopteri; Syngnathiformes; Syngnathidae
Product: kinesin-like protein KIF26B
Exons: 15
Coding region: 987-6458 (1823 amino acids)
Biological process (GO): microtubule-based movement
Molecular function (GO): microtubule motor activity; microtubule binding; ATP binding
Source: RefSeq, a predicted model, not a curated record